AUGACUGGCAACGAUGGCCUAUCGUCAUCCUUUGUGGAGACCGUAGCAGGGUUGACGGCGGGAAUUGUUUCAACGCUUUGCCUGCAUCCGCUGGAUUUGAUCAAGACUCGACUUCAGGUUGACCCGUCUUUAAGCUCUCGCAGCCAUGGAUCACUCCGACUUGUCCAAGGCAUCUUUCAGCGUGAAGGUGGCCUGGCUGCAUUCUAUCGAGGCCUGACGCCCAAUCUCCUUGGAAACUCGACUAGCUGGGCCCUAUACUUCCUGUGCUACGGCAAUAUCAAAGACUUGAUGCGAACCUGGCGUGGAGGUACUUCAGGAGAGGGUUUGAGCUCGGCCGACUAUUUUCUAGCCUCGGGAUCCGCCGGUAUGCUGACAUCCGUCUUAACGAAUCCUAUCUGGGUUAUCAAAACCCGCAUGUUGUCAACCGGCUCUCGGGUACCAGGAGCCUAUGCCUCCCUCGUCGUGGGCGCGAGACAGAUCUUCCGCUCAGAGGGCUUAUCCGGCUUUUAUAGGGGCUUAGUCCCGGCGAUGCUCGGAGUCAGCCAUGGUGCGCUGCAGUUCAUGGCUUAUGAGCAACUGAAGCUGUAUCGCACUCGCAUGGCGGCCGGCGACGCCCAAGGCGGUACCGAUGAGCUGGGGAACGUGGACUACUUCGUCCUGUCCAGCCUCUCGAAGCUCUUUGCUGGGUGCGUAACAUACCCAUACCAGGUAUUGCGGUCCCGGUUGCAGACCUAUGACGCGCAUAUCAUUUACAUGGGCGUUCGCGAUGCGGUAAUGAAAAUUUGGGUCAGAGAGGGAAUCAAGGGCUUCUACAAAGGUUUGGUGCCAAAUCUGCUGCGGGUACUACCCAACACAUGGGUCACGUUCCUUGUAUAUGAGAAUACUCGGGCAUAUUUGCCGCGGCUGGUUCUUAAGGGGUAG
Molecule: messenger RNA, 921 nt
Organism: Aspergillus aculeatus ATCC 16872
Lineage: Eukaryota; Fungi; Ascomycota; Eurotiomycetes; Eurotiales; Aspergillaceae
Product: putative mitochondrial folate carrier protein Flx1
Exons: 4
Coding region: 1-921 (306 amino acids)
Biological process (GO): folate import into mitochondrion; nucleotide transport
Cellular component (GO): mitochondrion
Molecular function (GO): FAD transmembrane transporter activity; folic acid transmembrane transporter activity
Source: RefSeq, a predicted model, not a curated record